This is a messenger RNA of Zootoca vivipara (common lizard), 2385 nucleotides long. Lineage: Eukaryota; Metazoa; Chordata; Lepidosauria; Squamata; Lacertidae. The record is from RefSeq and is a predicted model, not a curated record.
UCCACGCCAGUAAGUUAUUAUUGUAGACUGGCAGCGGCGUUAGGUGCUCCUUAAUCUGCUGAAAUCGCCCUGCAGGAUUUCGCUCUGUAGCUGUGAUAUCAAAACAAAAAUAGAUUUCCGGUGGUCUGAUUCCACUGGAACGACUGCCUGCAUUUUUAAAAUUGAGGCAGUAAACACGGAUUGAUUUCAUCAAAUGGUGGAAUGCCGCUCCAGCUGCUGGAAGUUCCAGUUUAAUGCGCUGAAGGAGACCGAAGGGAAGGAAGAAAGGAAGGGGAGAAUUAUUUCUUUCGCACCGAAGUGGUUUGAGGUCUCUGCCCAAAGGGAGCUAUGAGUGAUUACGCUGGAGGAAAACGUUUGUAUCCCUCUGUGGUGUGAGCAUGAGGUGUCCCUCUCAUCUGGGAUGCAGGCACUGAGGUCCCACGGCUCGAGGCAAGGAAGAUGCUCCAAACCAGCAACUAUAGCCUGGUGCUUUCCUUGCAGUUCCUACUGCUGUUCUAUGACCUCUUUGUCAACUCUUUCUCGGAGUUGCUGCGCAUGGCGCCCGUCAUCCAGCUUGUGCUUUUCAUCAUUCAGGAUAUUGCCAUCCUCUUCAAUGUCAUCAUCAUCUUCCUCAUGUUCUUCAAUACCUUCGUCUUCCAGGCUGGCCUGGUUAAUCUUCUGUUCCAGAAAUUUAAAGGGACCAUUGUCCUGUCAGCAGCAUACCUUGCUUUGAGCAUAUCCUUCCACAUCUGGGUCAUGAACCUCCGCUGGAAAAAUUCCAACUAUUUUGUGUGGACAGAUGGGCUGCAGACUCUUUUUGUUUUCCAGAGAAUGGUGGCUGUGCUGUACUACUACUUCUAUAAGAGGACGGCUGUGCAGUUGGGAGAUCCCCGUUUCUACCAGGACUCUCUUUGGCUACGGAAAGAGUUUGCACAAGCGCACAGUUGACAGCUGCUUCUGAAUCAUUUGGAGCAGAGGCCAGCUUGCUAGAAUGUCCACAGAGAUUUUACCAAUAUCUUGCAGCAAGUUCCCCUCCUCCCACUACAAUUGUCUCCUACAGUCAAGUUCUAAAUCUCAUGUGAUCAAAUGACUUCAUCCCUUUCCUACAUUCGUGCACAUUAGGCUCCCAUAAAUGAAACUGCUCUUUUGUGGAUACCCUGCUUGCUACUAUAUGCUUCUCAGUCUCCAAGCACUCCACAAUCCUCCUUUCAGUUCAGCAAACUGCACUCUGGAUUUGGCUGCAGCCUUACUGAGGAACGAUUUGAAGUGCCAAACAGAUUUGGCUGAGAACUCCCACUGAGUAGCAAUGCUGCAUUUUCCUCCUUGAGAAUAUUUCCAUGCCCUAAACUCCCCGUGACAGAAAAGGAUUCCUGCCUUCACUAGUACCUCUGACAGUGUGACAAGGCAUAAAGACUAUGGUUUGGCUUUGCAGUAUUCAGCCUGAGCAAAUGUACUCUCAUUGACUUGUUAGAUUCCCCUUUUGUACUUUCAUUUUUAUACUGUAAAUGGUGAGAAAAUAAAUUGGCUCUUUUUCAGAAACCAUAGAGUGGUGAUCUUGCUUUAUUGUUUUUCCUCUGGUGUGUGGUAAUAAAAGGGUGUUCUUUCCAUUCCAAGGCUUGAUUAUUACCACCAGUUCUCUGGGUUGUGCUGUUGAGGUAUUAAAAAUAAACCAUAUAAUUUAGUAACAUGCCAAUAGGAAAGAAAUGGAUGUUUUCGUUAGGCUGGGCAUGCGUGUGGUUUAGAGUAAGGUAAUGAAAUUCACAGAAAAAAUAAACACUGAGGGGGAACAGCUUGUUCCUAAAGCGCAAUACCCAGGAAAUCUUGUACUGUACCUGUACUCUAAAAUGUGGGGCAAGACUCCUAACAGUAGAAUUAAUUGUGGAAAGCUGUGGGCCUUUGAUAGAAUAAUAAAAAUGCUUUCGAGGGCAGGAUGUGAUGCUGGGUAACUUGUUAAGUGGUAGAUUUGCGAGUGGAUUUUCGGAGCUAUACGAGCUAGGUGCCAUUUGGGCCAUGUGAACUGAGCAAUCCGAGGUGCUUUGUAUGAUGUGCGUGUGUGUAUGUUGUCUCCACUUCCUGAUAAAAAAGCACUUGUGAAAUCUAAAAUAAAAAUGUGCGUGUAAGGAAAGGGCGGAAGAAAAACUGGGGCCGUUACACAACAAGCAAAGAAAUAGGUGUCGCUCCUUGUCAGUAGGCGAGAGAACGAGAGAAUUCAUGGGUUACCAUGGAGACGAGGUGACGCUGUCUCCGCUCGGAAUCUGGCCCUCCGCCCCAAAGAGACGCGGUUCGAUAUUCGGUAUCGAAUGGAGCUUUUUGCCUUUCUAACGGGUCUUCCGGCACAAAGAGGCUCCGCUCUGUGUCCAUUCGGUCUAACGUGCUGGUUGCGAGCGAGCGAGGGAGCGCUUAGCC